This is a messenger RNA of Podospora pseudocomata, 889 nucleotides long. RefSeq lists its product as uncharacterized. Lineage: Eukaryota; Fungi; Ascomycota; Sordariomycetes; Sordariales; Podosporaceae. The record is from RefSeq and is a predicted model, not a curated record. Bases 27 to 470 code for a protein of 147 amino acids. The transcript has 2 exons.
GGCUGCUUGGUUCAGUGCCUCUGGCCAUGCCAGCGAGAGUACGGCCGCUGCGAGCGGGCCAUACUGCUGACGAGGGAGCAGUAAGCUUCCUCCCGACAUCCUCCACCAUCACCGCCCAGCACACAGUGAUAACGAAAGUAUACUUGCAUGUAGGCAAGACGUGUGACCGGUCGAAAGUCUCAGAGUCGUACGUUUCUCGCCCGCUCCCCGCGCCCGAGCGAGGAGAGGGAGGAAUGGUGAGGAGGUCGGAUGGCAUCCCACCUCCAUCGCGACCAUUCAUCACAUCCCAUCCCAUCUCAUCCCCGCCGUCGACAGUUCCACAAAGCAGCAUGAUCCGGUUCACCGCAAGUUGCUGCUCUGCCCACCCGUCCAGCAAGCCCAGCCAUGGUGAUGAAAUAUUAGUAGGCGAUGGACCCCGAAAGGCGUGGUUGAUUGGUUUCCGGAUGUGUCCCGGCGGCAUCUUCCUUUAACCACCUUCCUCUCUCGUCCUGGCGAGGACGCCGACCAGCUGGAAUGAUGUGGUGGAGAGAGGUUGGCGGUCGAUGUCGUGCACGCGAGUAGGUAGCGAGUGAGCUGACUGGCAUGUAGUGUAUACAUGCCAUGCUGUAUUCCUGCGCGGGACCCGGCGGGCAGGUUUAGCUACGCAAGACAACAGCGCAACACUCCUCCACAGUCAGAGAAAUGGCUGGCAUGUUGAGCUAUGCAAAGAGACCCUGAGUGGACAAUGAUGUGCAAGAUCAUUGACGAAAUCUUUUGGAGCCACUGGUCAGGUCACCCGACAGUCGGAAUGCUGUCGUCGUCGGGCGGUCUACAAUCACUUGGCCAAGGCGAAAAGGCGAAUACAGUUAUGAUUGUCGCAGUUUAUUGUGCUAUUGACCCACUUAGCCAG